Messenger RNA from Linum tenue, 453 nucleotides. The record is from the annotation of a GenBank genome assembly. NCBI's taxonomy places the organism in Eukaryota, Viridiplantae, Streptophyta, Magnoliopsida, Malpighiales, Linaceae.
AUGUUCACCCUGAUCAACCAGCAAUGCCACCACUCCGAGACCCCGCUGGCCUGCCUCCGCUGCAUCGAAUCCGACCCGGAAUCCGAAUCAGCCAGCCGACCCGUCGACGUGGCGGCCAUCCUCCUCAAGUGUCUCGCAACCCACUCGUCCAACCUCGCCGUCAACAUGACCGGGCUGGCCCGACUGGCCAACAACACGGAGGCCCAGCCCAUCUUCGAGGCCUGCAGCCGGCAGUUCGACGAGAUGGGCCAGAGGCUUUCGGCUGCCGGAGCCUGUUUGAAGCGGGGAGAUUACGACGGGGCCAAUCACGGCGUUGCGAGAGCCGUCGGCAGCCAGGCCACGUGCCUCGGGCUGGCGCGUGGGCGUGUAGGUGAUAUGCCGACGCAGAUGUAUGAUAUGCGGAUGAACGACGCGCUCUCUGAGGCGUUCCUCCGAAUAGUCGACCGGCUCUAG